AGAAUGGAAUUCUGGAGUAUGAUAAUCAAGAUAAUUUUCUCUUUACAAAUAACAACUGGAAUUCUGGGAAAUAUCUUUCUUCUUAUCUACUAUCCAGUCUAUUAUAUAAAACCUACAUUAAAGCCCACAGAUUUGAUUCUCAUGCACAUAAUGGCAUCCAAUGUCUUGAUAGUUCUGUCUACAGGAGUGCCAAACACAUUGGCAACUUUUGGGUUGAAACAGUUUUUAAAUGAUUUUGGAUGCAGAAUUAUUUUGUACAUUCAAAGACUUGGCAGGAGUGUGUCCAUUAGCAUCACCUGUUUCUUGAGUGUCUUCCAGGCCAUCACCAUCAUUCACAAGAAAUCUUGCCUUAAGGAUCAAAAAGACAAAGCUGCAAGUUAUGUUGGCUGCUCCAUUUUCUUUCUUUGGGUCUUGUCCAUAAUUAUAAAUUUCAUUUUCUUGGUGUACAUACUUGUCAAAAGAAAUAGCAAAAAUAUGACAAAAACCCGAGACUUUGAGUACUGUUCUACCACAGUCGAUGAUAACAUCAGUGACUCACUCUAUGUAGCAUUAGUGGUGUGCCCUGAAAUCUUCUUUUCUGUGCUCAUUGCCUGGUCCAGUGGUUCCAUGAUUAUGAUUCUGUACAGACACAAGCAGAGGGUUCAACACAUCCACAGCAGUCCUGUUUUCAGAGGAAUCUCGCCAGAAUCCAGAGCCACCCAGAAAAUCCUAGUCCUGUUGUGUAUGUUUCUGGCAUUUUAUAGUCUUUCCUCUGUAUUACAAGGCUACAUUGCUUUUCUAUAUAAUCACAAUUGGUGGCUGCUGACAGUCAGUUGCCUGAUUUCUCUGUGUUUUCCAUCCUUUGGACCCUUUGUUCUAAUGAGGCAUUACUCUUUUAUGCCCAGACCCAGUUUGAUCUGGAUAUGGAAUAAAAUAUCUUAA
Messenger RNA from Grammomys surdaster, 921 nucleotides. RefSeq names its product vomeronasal type-1 receptor 2-like. Bases 4 to 921 code for a protein of 305 amino acids. Lineage: Eukaryota; Metazoa; Chordata; Mammalia; Rodentia; Muridae. Gene Ontology annotation, biological process: G protein-coupled receptor signaling pathway. Gene Ontology annotation, cellular component: membrane. The transcript has a single exon. The record is from RefSeq and is a predicted model, not a curated record. Gene Ontology annotation, molecular function: pheromone receptor activity.